GAUGGUUUGUUUAGUUUUGUUAGUAGCUACAAGAUGGCGGCACCCAUCGAAUCGCACCGCUUUGCUUCCUUGGAAAUAUAACUCUACAACACAGAAAAUUAAAGCGUCAAUUUUUGAAGAGAUUAGUACAACAACAACAAAAAAUAAUAUUAAUUGUGUGUCAAGAGUUCCACAAUUUUGAUGGCUGUACAUUUUCAUGUUGUUUCCGGAUCUACGUUUCAUAGUUUUCUUCUCGGCGUCUUGUUUGCUAAAAUGGCGGCUCCCAUAGAUGGUUUUUUUUGUGCUUCUUCUUGGCUAAAUAAACUUGCGAGCUAGCAACCACAACCUGGACAUAUUUAUAUCUCUAUACAAUUAUAUACAAGUGGUCUUGAACUGGGAACAACGUAUACAAAAUCUCGAUACUAUAUUUUGUGUUUGAGUACAGUAUUUUAGUAGGACGCGAGGUUUUUUAAAAUCCUUUAACGUUUAAACGUUACCGUAGCCAGCUACUGUUAGCUUGUUGUCAGUUACCGUAGCUGGCUAGUCCUAACGGAUGCUAGCUAACUCGUUAGCUUAGCAUUAUUAUACAUUUAGACAUUUUAGCUAUAUUGGAAAGCUUUUCAAGUUGGAUUUUUUUUUCUAACUUCCUUCUCAAAGAGAAACUGAAUCUACCGGCACCAUGACAUCAGGGACCUCUGGCUCAGUUCUGCAGCCACGGUGGAAGCGGGUGUUGGGUUGGUCCGGCCCUGUCCCUCGGCCCCGACACGGACAUCGUGCAGUUGCAAUUAAAGAAUUGAUGGUCGUUUUCGGGGGUGGCAAUGAAGGAAUUGUGGAUGAACUGCAUGUGUAUAACACAGCCACCAAUCAGUGGUUCAUUCCUGCUGUCCGUGGCGACAUCCCGCCUGGCUGUGCUGCGUAUGGGUUCGUGUGCGAUGGCACCAGGCUGCUGGUGUUUGGAGGGAUGGUGGAGUAUGGCAAAUACAGCAACGAUCUGUAUGAACUGCAGGCCAGUCGCUGGGAGUGGAAGCGUCUGAAGCCCAAGUCUCCUAAGAACGGCCCUCCUCCCUGUCCCCGCCUGGGACACAGCUUCUCCCUGGUAGGGAACAAAUGCUUCCUGUUCGGAGGACUGGCUAACGACAGUGAGGACCCCAAGAACAACAUCCCCAGAUACCUGAACGAUCUGUAUACGUUGGAGCUGCGUGCCGGCUCUAGUGUGGUGGGCUGGGACAUCCCCAUCACCUACGGGGUGUUGCCCCCGCCCAGAGAGAGCCACACCGCCGUCGUCUACACAGAGAAGACCUCUAGCAAGUCCCGUCUGGUCAUCUAUGGGGGUAUGAGCGGCUGUCGACUGGGGGAUUUGUGGACACUAGAUAUAGACACCCUGACAUGGAAUAAACCGUCCAUCAACGGGACAGCUCCUCUUCCCCGCAGUCUCCACUCUGCCACAACCAUCACCAACAAGAUGUUCGUGUUCGGAGGCUGGGUUCCCCUGGUGAUGGAUGACGUCAAAGUAGCGACACACGAGAAGGAGUGGAAGUGCACCAACACACUGGCCUGUCUCAACCUAGACUCGAUGGCGUGGGAGUCGGUGCUGAUGGAUUCUCUAGAAGAUAACAUCCCCAGGGCCAGGGCCGGUCACUGCUCCGUGGCCAUCAACUCGCGCCUCUACGUCUGGAGCGGACGGGACGGAUACCGCAAGGCCUGGAACAACCAGGUGUGCUGUAAGGACCUCUGGUACCUGGAGACAGAGAAGCCCCGCCCCCCGUCACGGGUGCAGCUGGUGAGGGCCAACACCAGUAGCCUGGAGGUGAGCUGGGGCGCGGUACCUACUGCAGACACCUACCUGUUACAGCUGCAGAAGUACGAUAUCCCCCCCGCCUCGGCCGCCACCACGCCCGGCGUCAGCCCCGCGACGUCACUACCGGUCAACUCCCCCAAGAGCCCUGUCACAGCCUCUGCAGCGUCCCCCCAGGGCCUGCCUCUCCAGGGCAUAACGCUGGUCCCCUCCCCCACCACCACAAUGCCUGGGAGUCCACUGGCUGCAGCGAAUGCACGCGGGCCAGCUAUCCUGAAGGUGUCUGCUCCCCAUUCCACCACAGGCACCUCCAUCGUCACGGUGAGGCAGGCCAACCAGGGCGGGAAAUCUCCCGUAACGGUGACGUCACUUCCUGCCGGGGUCCGCAUGGUGGUGCCGGCCCAGGGUGCACAGGGAACGCCAAUGGGCAGCAGCCCUCAGAUGAGUGGCAUGGCAGCGUUGGCUGCAGCGGCUGCUGCCACACAGAAGAUCCCGCCCUCCACGGCCACCAUGCAGCUUCCAGCUGGUGCUACUAUGGUCAAGACCGUGGCCAUGAGCCCCGGUUCACAGACUGUCAAAGUAGCCUCGCCUGUUAUGGUUAGUAACCCAGCAACCCGCAUGCUGAAGACUGCUGCGGCUCAGGUGGGCACGUCAGGUGUUGUCACACCCGGAACGCCUUCUCGCCCUAUCAUCACCGUGCACAAGUCUGGCACGGUGACGGUUGCCCAGCAACACCAGGUGGUUACCACGGUAGUGGGAGGAGUCACCAAGACAAUCACCCUUGUCAAGAGCCCCCUUACUAUGGGGGGAGGUGGAACACUGCUGACCGCGGCCAACCAGGGUCAAAACAAAGUGAUGUCUGGGAAGGACGUGCAGCAUUGGCUGUCUAACCUGUCCAACCUGGGGAAGGUGAUGUCCGUGGUCCAGACCAAGCCUGGUCAGACAGGAGCGGUGACUGGACAGGCUGGCUCCAGCCUCCAGCAUAUCAUACAGACGAAAGGUCCCCUCCCGGCGGGCACCAUCCUGAAGCUGGUGACCUCAGCGGACGGCAAGCCCACCACCAUCAUCACUACGUCCCAGGCCGGGACCGCGGGGGGCAAGCCCACCAUCCUAUCCUACAGCGGCAUGCCCACCACCACCAAGCCUGGCACGCACAUCAUCAAGACCAUACCUAUGUCUGCCAUCGGACAAGCAGGAGUGACAGGAAGUGGUAUGAAGUCCCCCAUUACCAUUAUCACCACUAAGAUGAUGACACCAGGCACCGGGACACCAGGCAAGAUCAUCAGCGCAAUGCCCAGAGCUGGGGCUGGUCAGCAGGGACUCACACAGGUGGUGCUGAAGGGUGCCCCAGGACAGCCCGGGACUAUUUUACGGACCGUCCCCAUGGGAGGUGUACGUCUCGUCUCCCCGGUAACUGUUUCCGGUGUCAAACCUAACGUCACCACCCUUGUUGUCAAGGGAACCACAGGUGUGACAACGUUUGGUACGGUGACUGGUACAGUGUCUUCGAGCCUGGCGGGAGGAAGUGUUGCCACGGCUACUCCCAUCACCACCUUGGGCACCAUGACCAGUCUGCCUGGACAGGUCACCGUCUCCGCAGCUCAGGCGGGAGCUCAGCCCACUCAGGUGACCCUGAUCACGACCCCCAGUGGUGUGGAUGCUCAGCCUGUCCACGACCUCCCGGUCUCCAUCCUGUCCUCCCCCACCUCCGCCGACCCCUCGUCCACCCAGCCCGAGGCAGGCGACCCAGGAACGGUAACCCUGGUCUGCUCAAACCCCCCCUGCGAGACCCACGAGACCGGCACUACUAAUACAGCUACCACGGCCUCCGCUAACAUGACUGGUAAUGGUGGGGUGGAGAGGGUGUGUUCAAACCCGCCGUGCGAAACCCACGAGACCGGCACCACCAACACUCAAACGACAGCGUCCUCCAACAUGGGCCAGGUGCAGCAGGUGUGCACCAACCCGCCAUCAGAGACCCACGAUACAGGUACCACCAACACCCAGACCACCGCCAGCUGUAACAUGGGAUCCAACCAGCAACAACAAGGCUCCAGCGUAACCAACAACACCAGCGGGUCUGAUCCCCCGUCCUCUCCGCCCCCCUCCUCCUCCUCCUCCGGAGACCUCUCCCCCUCGUCUCUUUCUGGUACCAGCUCUGUGCCCGGGGUGCUACGACCGGAGACUCUGAGAACAGGGACCACCUACACCUCGACCACCGCACGCUCUAACAUGGGCUCUGACAAGAUGGGCAUGACGCUCAGCUCCUCGUCCUCAGAUAACCAGAGCAAGUCAUCCAGCGGAGGAGGAGGAGGAGGAGGAGGAGGAUCCCCCCUCACCUCUCCUGUCUGCUCCAGUCCACCUUGUGAAACGCACCAGACUGGCCCCACUGAGGCCGGAGCUGAGGGCAGAAGCGCCACACAGGUCUGCUCCAAUCCACCUUGUGAAACACACGAGACUGGCACUACCACUACGUCGACGCAGGACAACUCCAGUAUGGGCAUCGGGCAGACUACAGGGACAGUGCCAAAGGUGUGUUCCAAUCCUCCGUGUGAAACACAUGAAACAGGGACGACCAACACCCCGUCUCAGACUACGUCCAACCUGACAGGAACGGGGACAGGAACGGGGACAGGGACGGGCACGGUCCAGAGAGUGUGUUCCAAUCCGCCGUGUGAGACGCACGAAACAGGAACCACCAACACCCCGUCUCAGACUACGUCCAACCUGGCGGGGACGGGCACGGUCCAGAGAGUGUGUUCCAAUCCGCCGUGUGAGACGCACGAGACCGGCACCACCAACACGGCUACUACAGCCCAGCCUGGUGACUCGACACAGGGAGACAACGGAACUACAGAGGCUCCCUCGUCGUCCUCGGUAACCACCGAGUCCAGCGCCGUGGUGGCGGCUGGCCGAGCAGUUACCACGGUUACCCAGUCCACACCCACACCUGGACCCUCCGUACCUGAGAUUUCGUCGAUGUCUGGGUCGUCUGAGGCGAUGGUGGCGGCAUGUAUAGAGGGAGAGGAGGCCAUGCAGACGGACUGUCUCCCAGAGGGCACAGUGAGGGUCGUGACCCUGGAAGAGGCUGCUGCAGCUGGGAUACAGGUCCAUGUGGAGGGCAUGGAGGAACAGAACCAGGGGGAGCAGGAGGGCCUGCCUGCGGAGCUGAUGUCUGAAGGUGACGCAGGGGGCCAGCAGACCCUGAUGGUGACGGGUUUAACCCCCGAGGAGCUGGCUGUUACCGCUGCAGCCGAGGAGGCAGCACAGCACGCUGCUACUGAGGAGGCUAAUGCCCAGGCCAUGGCCAUACAGGCUGUCCUGCAGGCCGCACAGCACGCUGUCAUGAAUGAAGGAGACAGUGGCCAGGAGGGCCAGCACCAAACCACCACCAUCCCCAUUGUGUUGACUCAGGCUGAGCUGGCAGCCCUGGUACAUCAACAACAACAGCUGCAGGAAGCCCAGGCUCUGGCCCAGGCGGCGGCGGCGGCGGCAGCAGCACAGCACAACCAGCCCACAGAGGGCCUGGCCCCAGCAGACAGCCUGAACGACCCGGCGUCAGAGAGUAACGGCCAGGAGCUGGCUGCAGCAGUGACCCAGGCGGUGGCCCGGCUAGCCCCAACCUGCACCAUGGUGGUGACAACCCCGGCUAAGACUCAGCCCAUGAUGGUGGCAACCCCUGCUAAGACUCAGCCCAUGAUGGUGGCAACCCCGGCUAAGACUCAGCCCAUGAUGGUGGUAACCCCGGCUAAGACUCAGCCCAUGAUGGUGGCAACCCCUGCUAAGACUCAGCCCAUGAUGGUGGCAACCCCUGCUAAGACUCAGCCCAUGAUGGUGGCAACCCCUGCUAAGACUCAGCCCAUGAUGGUGGCAACCCCUGCUAAAACUCAGCCCAUGAUGGUGGCCAGUCCGGCUAAGAUGCAGGCAGCUGCGACCCUGGCAGAGGUGGCUAACGGCAUAGAGUCUGCUGCAGGGAGACAAGGAGCUCCUCCUGCGGUGGCCAAAGCCCCGGUGAAGAAAGACAACCAGUGGUUUGAUGUUGGCAUCGUCAAGGUGACCAACACCGUGGUCACACACUACUACUUGCCCGCUGACGACCAAGCCACUGUCGAUGAUGACUCUGGGGCGAUCCCAGACUACAGUCAAAUGAAGAAGAUGGAUCUCCAGCCUGGGACGGCCUAUAAAUUCAGAGUGGCCGGGAUCAACACCUGCGGUCGGGGGAACUUCUCAGAGGUCUCGGCCUUCAAGACGUGUCUACCAGGCUUCCCCGGAGCUCCCUGUGCUAUCAAGAUCAGCAAGAGCCCAGACGGCGCCCACCUGACCUGGGAGCCUCCGUCGGUCACAUCUGGUAAGAUCAUUGAGUACUCGGUGUACCUGGCCAUCCAGAGCGCCCAGAGCGGGGAGCAGGCCAAGCCCACCACCACCACCACCCCAGCCCAGCUGGCUUUCAUGCGAGUGUUCUGUGGGCCCAACCCUUCCUGCCUGGUGCAGUCGUCCAGCCUCUCCAACGCACACAUAGACUACACCACCAAGCCUGCCAUCAUCUUCCGCAUCGCAGCCCGCAACGAGAAAGGUUACGGCCCUGCCACGCAGGUCAGGUGGCUCCAAGAGAUGGGUAAAGAUGGCGUUGCAGCUAAACCAACUGCUAAGAGACCAGGCUCCUCACCUGACAUGAAAGCUGCCGGUCCAAAGAAGGCCAGAUCAGACCAGUAAAGGGAGUUUCCUUCUCCUCCUCCCCUUGUUGUCCACGAUGACUAUUACUGAACUGAAUACAACACCCCUCACCAACUACCUACGAUAUCCUUGCCUCAACCUCAGCCCCACAAACCUGGACUCAGACCGGCCCACAAACCUGGACCCAGACCGGCCCACAAACCUGGACCCAGACCGGUCGCCCCUCCCCCCCCCCCCAAACCACCCAUCAUUCACAAAAUGGCGGCAAGAAAAACCCAGAUGAAAUUAAUCCCAGAGCCCUGCCCUCGUCACUCGAGGUUGUGGUGCCCACGGACACCUUGUUUCCAACCUCCUGUUCUCUCUAUUGGUUUAUUACUGAUCUUCUGUUAAAAUGGUUGAAAGCACACAAUUACAUUUUUCUUGGCUUUUUUAUUUUAUUUUUAAUUUUUAAUGAUUUUCGGUGAAAUCAACAAACAAACAAAAUACUAUAAAAAAAACAACACUGUGGAGUUUUAACUGUAGUUGCUAGCUAGUUCUUUUCGUCUCUGUCCCAUGCUUUUUCUCCAUCACGGUUUAUCAACACAAGUCAUUACACAGCACAAAUAGCUGUUUAUGUCCGAUGUCAUUUGCGCUUCGGGUCGAUUGGUCACAUGUAGAAGGAUCAGACGGUUGCUAUGGAAGAACACAGCGUCAUCACGUUGUCAUGGGGACAAAAAACACACCGAUAUUGGAAAACAGACAGCACUUGGUGAGGACAGAGUGUUUCUCCAUUGAAGGGGAGUCGUCGUCGUCGUCAUCAUCAUCAUCAUCAACCGAUUUAAGACUUCAUAUUUGUCCCGGCUUUGUGACAUCACUGUGUUCGCCCGCGCCACAAGGGAGUAAAAAAAAAGAACGAGAGUUUCACUCAAGUAAAGAAAAGGAAGUAGUAGGUUUAGGAUUCUAAUUCUCUAGUCUGUUUCCUUUCGUUGGAGGGUGUGUGGACACUGGCUGACUGCCAACCAGGGUGAAAAGUACAAUGUUAUUUUUUUUUUUUUACAGCCUUUAUUCGCCAGGUAAUGUGCCACUUAUUUCAGAAUUGGUGGUCUAAUGAGCCGGUAAAUAAGGACUUUUUGUUACUUGCUCUGCUGCGGAAGAUGAAAGAACAGAAACGAAAGAUUUGACUGAACGAAAGAGGCGAGUGAAUGUUUUUUUUUGUUUGGUUUAUACUUUCAAUAAUAAAAAAUAAAAAAAUGUAAUUAAAGGAAUUGAUUCGCAGAGAGAAAAGCUCCUCGUCGUCUCAACCUGUCGAUAGUCCACGGAAUCCAUUUGUUGACAUCUAUGGAAUUUAGAAGGUUCUUUUUGUUCCAAACCUUGUUUUUUUAGAGUUCUGAGAAUUAACUGGGAUAUUUUCUGCCCCCCCCCCCCCCUCCAAAUGCGGACAAACUGUUGAUAUUGAUAACCAUUCUCAUUACUUUUGGUGUAUUGUUGUUGUUGUUAUUAUUAUUUGCUUUACAUAUGUUUAGGUAUGCAAGUGUGUGUGAUGUUUUCCAUGUAGUUGACAUGUAUUUUUGAAACGGAGCAUUUUAUUUACCGAGAGGUGGGAAAUGUUCGUUAUGAAGAAUGAUUGAAUGGUGCAGCAGCAAACAGGGUUUGAGCUCAGUUGUAAAUUAGUUCCUUCCUUCACGUAGCAAGUAAAGUUGAAAAAAAAUAAAAUACAAAAUAAAAAAUAAUCUCUUUUUUAUAUAAUUAUCUGUAACAAAAAAAAUGUUUUUACAGGUUUGUCAUCUUGGUUGCUUUAUGUCUUGAUAUAUAUAUAUAUAUAAAAAAACAACUAAAAAAAUCUGAAAAUGUCUUGUCUCCCUGCUCAGUAAUGUCUUGUCUCCCUGCUCAGUAAUGUCUUGUCACCAGUGGAGGAAAAAAGUACCCAAUUCUCAUACUUGCGUAAAAAGUAAGGAUACCUUUAUAGAAAAUGACUCGAGUGAAAGUUACCCAAUAAAAUACUACUUGAGUAAAGGUUUAAAAA
Oncorhynchus mykiss (rainbow trout) is the source of this 8450-nucleotide messenger RNA. RefSeq names its product host cell factor C1b (gene hcfc1b). The record is from RefSeq and is a predicted model, not a curated record. Gene Ontology annotation, cellular component: histone methyltransferase complex. NCBI's taxonomy places the organism in Eukaryota, Metazoa, Chordata, Actinopteri, Salmoniformes, Salmonidae. Gene Ontology annotation, molecular function: protein binding; transcription coactivator activity. Gene Ontology annotation, biological process: regulation of DNA-templated transcription; chromatin remodeling.